Anthonomus grandis grandis is the source of this 1117-nucleotide messenger RNA. Its product is annotated as sulfotransferase 1E1-like. Gene Ontology annotation, biological process: sulfation. Gene Ontology annotation, cellular component: cytoplasm. The record is from RefSeq and is a predicted model, not a curated record. The transcript has 6 exons. NCBI's taxonomy places the organism in Eukaryota, Metazoa, Arthropoda, Insecta, Coleoptera, Curculionidae. Gene Ontology annotation, molecular function: sulfotransferase activity. The coding region runs from base 102 to 1082 and encodes 326 amino acids.
CGCUAUAUAUAUAUUUAUUAGAUAAGUAGGAUACAUACAUUAAGACACCACACUCCUUACGAGUAACAGUUGAAAGUACUAAGCUUUAUUUAAAUCUUAUUAUGGCAACAAUAACUCCAGUUGAUCCCUCGCUCAAUUUAAAAUUAAAAAAGCAAUACGCCGGAGGUAUAUUCGGUGAAGAUCCGAAUUUCGUGCAAGUGGGUUCAAAAAAGUGGUUCUUCCCGGAGAGAUUUCAGGAAUACUCUUCCACUUAUAAACAUUUUAAAGUAAGAAGUGAUGACGUUUGGAUUAACGGAUAUCCCAGAUCAGGUACGUCUGUUACCGCGGAUAUUUGUUGGAUGUUGACCCAUAAAAUGAAUUUCGAAGUGGCAAAAAGCACGGCUUUUAAUGACAGAUCAAAGUUAUUCGAGUUAAAUACUUUAUUUGGGAAGCAGUCAGACUUAAUAAAAGACGCACAGCACCAAGAAGCCUUUAGGAACCUGUUUAUGUCGUUAGAAAACGAUCCAGAAAGAAGAGUGAUUAAGACUCAUUUGCCAUAUGAACUAUUGCCUGAUAAUUUGCUUACGUGUGGUGCAAAGGUGAUUUAUAUCGUAAGAAAUAUCAAAGAUGUAGCACUAUCGUUCUACAAUUUACAAAGCACACCGACUCGUGAAAACUUUGGGGGAAACUUUGAAGACUUUUGGUCAAACCUCGAAACAGACUGUCUAACGUUCGCCCCGUAUUGGAAACACGUGGAGCAAGGAUUGCAGCCCGCAAAAAAUAAAUUGAUUGUGUUUUACGAGGAACAGAUCCAAGAUCUCAGGAAAGGCAUAAAGAAACUGGCGGAUUUCCUCGAAGUGUCCCUAACCGAAACCCAACUGGAUGAAAUGACCGAUUUCUUCAGCUUUGAAAAUUACAAAAAAGUAACGCAAGGUAAAAACUUUUUUAACGACAACUUCGAGCACGUGCGCAAAGGCCAAUCAGGACAAUGGAAAAAAGAGUUUCCCGAUUACUUGAAGAAACGUGCGGAUAAAUGGAUCCAGGAUAACAUUAAGAGGUCAAAAAAUGGAGAUAAGCUUGAAAAGUAUUUGUUUUCGGAAUGAAUGAAAGUAUUAGAAAAUAUAAUUAUUAAGUUUUA